This is a messenger RNA of Galeopterus variegatus (Sunda flying lemur), 521 nucleotides long. Its product is annotated as 39S ribosomal protein L1, mitochondrial-like. The annotation marks the transcript as partial. The transcript has 4 exons. Lineage: Eukaryota; Metazoa; Chordata; Mammalia; Dermoptera; Cynocephalidae. The record is from RefSeq and is a predicted model, not a curated record.
AAAGAAAACAAAAAAAGGUGCCAAAGAAAAAGCAUCAGAUGACAAAAAAGAUGAGAUAGAAAAAAUAAAGUCAUACCCCUACAUGGAAGAUGAACCUGAGGAUGAUGUCUAUUUAAAACGCUUAUACCCAAGGCAGAUAUAUGAGGUGGAGAAAGCUAUUCACUUACUUAAGAAAUUUCAAAUUCUGGACUUUACUCAUCCAAAACAAGGUGUUUAUCUUGAUUUGACACUGGAUAUGUCACUGGUGAAGAAGAAAAAAGUGGAGCCAUUUGCCAGUGUUCUUAGUUUUCCAUACCCAUUAAAGAUUGAUCUUCACACUUGAAUUGUGUUUUGGUAGAAAGCAUCAGAGAUUCAAAUAGCAGAAGAAAAUGGAGCUGCAUUUGCAGGAGGAGCUGAUCUGAUUCAGAAGAUUUUGGAUGACGAAAUUGAUGUAGACUUUUAUGUAGCUGUUCCAGAAAUAAUGCCAGAGCUUAAUCCAUUAAAGAAGAAACUGAGAAAAAGGUUUCCAAAGCUUAUUCAAA